Messenger RNA from Panicum virgatum (switchgrass), 1021 nucleotides. RefSeq names its product coiled-coil domain-containing protein 25-like. The transcript has 6 exons. Bases 246 to 893 code for a protein of 215 amino acids. The record is from RefSeq and is a predicted model, not a curated record. Lineage: Eukaryota; Viridiplantae; Streptophyta; Magnoliopsida; Poales; Poaceae.
AGAGAUAAAUAAAACAAAAUAAGAAAAAUCUCCCCAUUGCUCCUCCUGCUCUGCUUCGUUUCCACGCGCACGAAACCCUAGAUAAGAAUCCUCUCGAUUCCUCGGUUCUCCUCGCCGCAAUUCCCCCCUCUCGCCGCCCCCGGUUCCGCCCCAAGAUCGGCCCGGUUCCGCCGCCCGGACCCCGGGGGACCCCCUCUCCUCCUCGAUCCGUUCGGGCGGCCGGCCGGCCAGCGUGAGUGGCAGGGAUGGUGUUCUACUUCAAGGCGCGGCCCGAGGCCGGCGACUACACCAUCUUCAUGGGCCUCGACAAGUACGAGAACGAGGACCUCAUCAUGUACGGCUUCCCCGAGGACAUCUGGUUCCAUGUAGAUAAGAUGUCCUCUGCGCAUGUAUAUGUGAGACUGAAUAAAGGCCAGACAAUGGAUGACAUGAGUGAAGGUCUGCUGGAAGACUGUGCACAGCUUGUCAAAGCUAAUUCCAUUCAAGGCAAUAAAGUCAAUAACAUUGAUGUAGUUUAUACUCCAUGGUACAAUUUGAAGAAGAGCCCUUCAAUGGAUGUGGGUCAAGUUGGUUUUCACAACCCUAAAUUGGUUCGGACCAUUAAAGUAGAAAAGAGGAUCAAUGAGAUUGUGAACCGCUUGAAUAAGACAAAGGUGGAGCGGAAGCCUGACUUGAAGGCUGAAAGAGAGGCUGUGAGUGCUGCUGAAAAGACAGAAAGAAAGGUACAGCUUAGAGACAAGAAACGUAGGGAAGAAAUGGAAAGGCUUGAGAAGGAGAAGCAAGCGGAAAUAAGGAGCUACAAGGGGCUUAUGGUCCAAGAGAAGAUGACUUCUAACAGGCAAAUCGCAUCUGGCAGCAAGACCCUCCAAGAGCUCGAAGAAGACUUUUUUUGAACAACAUACCUGUAUUAUGGUUAAGGAAACGUACACAUACCAGUACAAGUAUGUAUAAGGAUACAGAGUACAGCUGUCCCCCCUAACUUUACAAAAAGGACCUCGAGAGAAAAGAAAAUUGCAACUAA